Molecule: messenger RNA, 318 nt
Organism: Zychaea mexicana
Lineage: Eukaryota; Fungi; Mucoromycota; Mucoromycetes; Mucorales; Lichtheimiaceae
Exons: 1
Coding region: 1-318 (105 amino acids)
Source: RefSeq, a predicted model, not a curated record
AUGUUCUUGGUUACUGCUCGUGCGGUCACUACUACCCAAAGAGAACAAGCGACGGAAUAUCUCGAAGCUCUUGCAUUUAAACUAAACGGUUCCCUUCCAUCAGGUAUGGAACAACGAGGUGGAAUGGCGUUGAGCACCACCAGGUUUCCCAGUCCUGUCAAGGAUGCUUUGGAUGGACUGCUUGGAACGAGUGUUUGUGAAGCCAGUCAUGCCGAGAUCGAUGACCCUAUUUUCUACACCAAGUUGUCUACUGCUGCCUAUUGUCGUACAGUCAUUCUUUGGGCAUAUCUAAACGUAAGCAUUGUGACAAUAGCCUGA